Molecule: messenger RNA, 1111 nt
Organism: Laccaria bicolor S238N-H82
Lineage: Eukaryota; Fungi; Basidiomycota; Agaricomycetes; Agaricales; Hydnangiaceae
Exons: 5
Coding region: 1-912 (303 amino acids)
Molecular function (GO): GTP binding
Source: RefSeq, a predicted model, not a curated record
AUGGGGAUGAAGGAUCUUUGGAAAACCAAUGUGAGAAAACCAGGAGACUCCCUUUUCACCAAUGCCAGGAAAGGCGACAUCAUUGUCCCCGUGAUGGGCCCUACAGGCGUUGGAAAGAGUUCGUUCAUCAACUCCUACCUGGGCGAGAAAAGCAAGGAAAAGGCAACAGUGGGUCACGAUCUUAAAUCGUGCACUGCGGAGCUCCAGCCUUUUUUCAAAGAUCUCCCGCCAGACGAGUCCGGGAAGCCCAGGCGCCUUGUCCUUGUUGACACACCAGGGUUCGAUGACACCAAUGAAGCGGAUUCAGAAAUCUUGAGACGAAUUGCAGUAUGGUUGGCUUCGACGUACGGUACAGGGACGAAAUGUGGCGGUCUCAUCUAUCUCCAUGAUAUGACCGACGCGCGCAUGCGAGGCACGACUCUUCAGAAUCUCCACGUAUUUCGGAAGCUUUGCGGGAAGGAAAACCUUGAAUCCGUCGUUUUCGGGACCACGAAAUCUGGUAAACUUACCCCAGAAGUAUUUGCUAGACGUGAGAAGCAGCUGUCCGACGGGUACUGGAAGGAGUUCAAGAAGCAGGGGGCAAUAGUUUUUAAGCUCCUUGAUUCACACGAGUCAGCGCGCGAGUUAGUUCAGAAAGUCCUUGACAGAUUAAAGGAGGAGCAGCACGUCUUGCGCAUUCAAGAAGAGAUAGUUGACGUCGCUAGGAUACUUCCGGCCACCAAGGCAGGGAGAAAGCUGAAGUAUACCUUGGAGGAGAUCAUGGAGCACCAGAGAAGGGCCCUUGCCGGUAAACCCCUCACCCCAGAGCAAAUCGAAGAGCACGAACGAAAAAUUGCGACGGUCGCCUCGCAAGCCGAGGAGCUGAAACUUUCGCUCGGGCAGCGUCUUCGGAUCUUCUUUCACCUGGCUUGAGGACGCAACAGGUGUGCGGUCGCCGUGAAAUGAUCUACUUGACUUGAACCUGGUUCAGGGUAUAUAUGCCUCACAACCGAGCUCAUAACAUAAUUCCGUUUUACUUUCUGCUUGUCUCUUACUUCCACACUUCCCGUAUAUACUCUCAUCUGUAAAGUUGUUUUGGCGAAAUAGAAGCCACGAUCUUGCCACAACCUGG